CCGCGAGUCGCGGUGCUCCAAGCGGCGCUGAGUAGAGCAGAGCACCGUUCUGCCGUCGCGGCAGCUUCUUCAUCCUUCUCUCUCCAACCAUGGGGUUCCUUAGAGGGCCUCUUGCGUCCCUCCUCCUCCUACUCCAGGCACAGGUUUGCUGGCUGCCGUGCGCGGCUUCGGAGCCGUGCCGGGUGGGCUUCGGGGAGUCUGAAGUGACCUUGGAGGUAGGAGGCAAGGAACCAGAGCCCGGCCAGGCGAUGAGAAAAGCUUUCCCGGGCUGCCCUGAGGAAGAACUGGCCUUGCUCGGCACUGAUGACGACGUCACUGUGCUGAACAGGGGAGCAGUCCAGGAAAGGAAAGCAUUGAAGAUCUCCCAAUCCAAACGCAUCUUACGAAGACGCAAGAGAGAAUGGGUGGUCCCACCAAUAUCUAUCCCUGAGAAUGGCAAGGGUCCCUUCCCCCAGAGGCUAAAUCAGCUCAAAUCUAAUAAAGACAGGGGCACCAAGAUUUUCUACAGCAUCACAGGGCCUGGAGCAGAUAGCCCCCCUGAGGGUGUCUUCACCAUAGAGAAGGAGACAGGCUGGUUGUUAUUGAAUAAGCCACUGGACCGGGAAAAGAUCGCCAAGUAUGAGCUUUUUGGCCAUGCUGUGUCAGAGAAUGGUGCUUCAGUGGAAGAGCCCAUGAACAUCUCCAUCAUCGUGACCGACCAGAAUGACCACAAGCCCAACUUCACCCAAGCUGUCUUCAGAGGGAACGUCUUGGAGGGCGUACUCCCUGGUACUUCAGUGAUGCAGGUGACAGCCACGGAUGAGGAUGAUGCCAUCAACACCUACAACGGGGUGGUCGCCUACUCCAUCCAUAGCCAGGAACCAAAGGACCCGCAUGACCUCAUGUUCACUGUCCACCGGAGCACAGGCACCAUCAGUGUCAUUUCCAGUGGCCUGGACCGUGAGAAAGUCCCUGAAUACACACUGACCAUCCAGGCCACAGACAUGGACGGGGACGGCUCCACCACCACAGCCGUGGCAAUAGUGGAAAUCCUUGAUGCCAACGACAACGCUCCUGUGUUUGACCCCCAGAAGUAUGAAGCCCGAGUGCCAGAAAAUGCAGUGGGCCAUGAGGUGCAGAAGUUGACAGUGACUGAUCUGGACGUCCCCAACUCACCAGCAUGGCAUGCCAACUACCGCAUUGUGGGAGGUGACAGUGGGGACCAUUUUAUCAUCACCACCCACCCUGAGAGCAACCAGGGCAUCUUGACAACCAGGAAGGGUUUGGAUUUUGAGGCCCAAAACCAGCACACCCUAUAUGUAGAAGUGACCAAUGAGGAUCCCUUUGUGGUGAAGCUCCCAACCUCCACAGCCACCGUAGUGGUCCAUGUGGAAGAUGUGAACGAGGCCCCUGUGUUUGUCCCACCCUCCAAAGUCGUCGAGGCCCAGGAGGGUAUCUCCAUUGGGGAGCCUAUCUGCAUCUACACUGCACAGGACCCAGACAAGGAGGAUCAAAAGAUCAGCUACCACAUCUUGAGAGACCCAGCAGGAUGGCUAGCAAUGGACCCAGACAGUGGGCAGGUCACUGCUGCAGGCGUCCUAGAUCGUGAGGAUGAGCGGUUUGUGAGGAACAAUGUCUACGAAGUCAUGGUCUUGGCCACAGACAAUGGAAACCCUCCCACCACUGGAACAGGAACCCUUCUCCUAACCCUUACUGACAUCAACGACCAUGGCCCGAUUCCUGAGCCCCGUGAGAUCACCAUCUGCAACCAAAGCCCUGUGCCUCAAGUGCUGAACAUCACGGACAAGGACCUGUCCCCCCAUUCUUCCCCUUUCCAGGCCCAGCUCACACAUGACUCAGACAUCUACUGGAUGGCAGAAGUCAAUGAAAAAGGAGAUACAGUGGCCUUGUCCCUAAAGAAGUUCCUAAAGCAAGACACGUACAAUGUACACCUUUCUCUAUCUGACCAUGGCAACAAGGAGCAGCUAACAGUGAUCAGUGCCACCGUGUGCGACUGCCAUGGCCAUGUGAAGACCUGCCCCCAACCCUGGAAAGGCAACUUCAUCUUUCCCGUCUUGGGGGCUGUCCUGUUUCUGCUACUCCUCCUGCUGGUGCUCCUCUUAUUGGCGAGAAGGAAGCGGAAGGUCAAAGAGCCCCUUCUGCUCCCAGAAGAUGACACGCGUGACAAUGUUUUCUAUUAUGGUGAAGAGGGUGGUGGUGAAGAGGACCAGGAUUAUGAUAUCACCCAACUCCACCGGGGUCUAGAAGCCAGGCCUGAGGUAGUUCUUCGCAAUGAUGUUGCACCAACCUUCAUCCCCACACCCAUGUACCGGCCCCGGCCAGCCAACCCAGAUGAAAUCGGCAACUUCAUCAUUGAGAACCUGAAGGCAGCCAACACGGACCCUGCAGCCCCACCCUACGACUCCCUACUAGUGUUUGACUACGAGGGCAGCGGCUCUGACGCGGCCUCCCUGAGCUCCCUUACGUCCUCGGCCUCUGACCAAGACCAGGAUUACGAUUAUCUGAACGAGUGGGGCAGUCGCUUCAAGAAGCUGGCGGACAUGUACGGAGGUGGUGAGGAUGACUAGGCUGCCCUGCCAGGAACAAAAUGUCAGGCCAUAGCAGCCUCUCGAAGGGGUCUCAGUCCCCACUUAAGCCAAGGACUUCAGAGCUUGUCAAGAAGAGACCUGAGCAACUUGGAAGGAAGAGGAUGCAAGUCCGCCGUGAACAGGUUGGAUCUAAGCCCUUCAGUGUGGAAGGAUGUGGCAGACGGACUUCACUCCUGACCACCUCGCAGCCUGGGUCAGGGUUGCCUCAAGCUGAAUUUCCAGAUGUUUCUUUUCUGCCAUAAAGUGCUCAGCCCAGCGUCCUGGGCCUGGACCUACUCUGAUCUCCACGAUGUCUUUCUCUCUGGAAUGGACCCUUAUCUUAGAAAGAGGCCUCUUAUUGCACCCCAUUUUUUGUUUUAUUUUCGUGGUGCUUGGAAUUGAACCCAAGGCCUUGAGCAUGCUGGGCAAGAGCUCUCCUGCUGAGCUACACCCCCAGCCCCUGGGGUUUUGUUUUUGUUUUGUUUUAAUGCUGUUUUCAAGUCUUCCCAGUGUCCUCUCAGCCCUCCAGAAGAGCAGCCUGCCAGGUUUACUGCCCUCGUGUAUCCCUGAGGCCUCCCACUUGGAUGGAUCAUUGCAUUUUUAUACUGUGUGUGUCUAGGUUGUCCUGUAUUUUUUACUUUCCCUAUUGUGUGCUGUAGAAGGUGAUGACAAUCGUAUAAAUGUACUAGAACUGUUUUUUAUUAAAGGAACUUUUCCCAGA
This is a messenger RNA of Sciurus carolinensis (gray squirrel), 3288 nucleotides long. It is a transcript of the gene Cdh3, whose product is annotated as cadherin 3. The coding region runs from base 90 to 2567 and encodes 825 amino acids. Gene Ontology annotation, cellular component: catenin complex; adherens junction; cytoplasm. Gene Ontology annotation, biological process: homophilic cell-cell adhesion; cell-cell junction assembly; calcium-dependent cell-cell adhesion. The transcript is spliced from 16 exons. Gene Ontology annotation, molecular function: calcium ion binding; cadherin binding. NCBI's taxonomy places the organism in Eukaryota, Metazoa, Chordata, Mammalia, Rodentia, Sciuridae. The record is from RefSeq and is a predicted model, not a curated record.